AUGUGUCAUGCACUUCCAUCGGCGUGGCCCAAAUUGCGCAGGACAUCCAAGUUGUACAUGUGGCGUCUUGAUGAACCCAAACUUCACGCGCUUCAAACGACGUUGAUCGAAGAUCUCAAUCUGGUUUUUGUUGAUUUGCAUGAGCUUUGCGAGAGAGGUGAUGUCGAGUGCGUAUGGAUCCUCCUGUCCCAGGGGAUGAGUGUGAAGCUGAGAGAUGCCGAAGGUGCCACACUUUUACAGAAGGCAACCCACAGCGGACGCAUUCCUAUCUUGAAACUGAUCACCGAGAAGGGCGGCAACUUGAACGCCAAGGGUUCAUAUGGAUACACUCCGUUGCACGAAGCUUGCUACCUCGGACAUGAAGAUGUCUGCGAGUUUCUUCUAAGCUACAAGGCCAACGUUGAUGCCUUGAGCAAGAACGGCUCGACCCCUCUCCUCGUGGCAUCCCGGGAAGGGCACACUCCCGUGUGCAAGGCCUUGCUGAAGCAUGGCGCGGAUGCUGACGACGGUGGUGACAAGGGCUGGACACCUCUCUCUGUGGCAUCUGGCGAAGGUCAUGCAGAGGUUUGUGACACUCUGUUGAAAUACAAUGCGAACGUGCAAGGCUUCUCAUCUGAUGGCCGCUUCGAGAGGAGUGCUUUACAGGAGGCAGCAGAGCAGGCAGGUCCUCAAAGCUUUCUUUGCCGUGGACCAAGCAAAGACGCACAGCUACAGUGGAAGCAGUUCAGAGUGCCCACCUUACAGCCACGUGGCACACGUGGCACACGUGGCACACGUGGCACACGUGGCACACGUGGCACACGUGGCUCUCCCUCUGUGCUGCAUGCCUUGGAUGCCUUGGAUGCCUUGGAUGCCUUGGAUGGCAUCGAUGGCACCGAUGGCACCGUGGUGUCCCUGGUGUCCCAGCUGGGGAUUGCGACUUGGCACGACCUCAGAUUCUUGCCAUGUGGCUAUCAUGUGGCUCUUAGGGCAGUAGGGGGCCUCUUUGCGCUUUUUCGCUUUUCGUUGGCCUUUUUGACUGCAUGGAAUGAGAGCAGCUUGAAGCCUUCCGAAUGGACCCUUGCUGCUUCUCGAAACUGGAGGAGCUUGACCGGGGCAGCCAAAAGUGUGGUGCGACAUCUGAGUCCUGCUGACUUCGAUAGCGCCCAUGGACUCCAGAAGCUGCUUGAGGCUUUGCCAGGAGAGAGUGGCCAUGAAGUCAACUAUGACGGGACCGAGCGCAAGCAGCCCUCCAAUGAGAAUGCCAACAAACAGAUGAAAUCCGACGUGCCCAUCGAGAAGGACUUCUUCGGGGACGAGUUGCGAGCUCUAUGCGGAGACAAUGAGGAGCUCUAUGCGAAGGACUAUGUGGACGAAUGGUGGACUGCUGCUGAGAGCAGUUACUGGGCUGGUGGCUACGAAAUGAUGGAAGUGGCAAAGACCCUCAAAGGAGCACGACAGGCUGUGGCAAAAGUCAGAGCAGCCCGAGGAUAUUAUGAUGUGAAUGGAAUGAAAGGAGCUCCAAAGGGAGCCAAAGGAAAGAACAAGGGCAAGUCCAAAGGAUCCAGCUCUAGCCCAGGAAAGAUGUACACCAAGGGCAAAGGCAAGAAAGGGAAGUCCAAGCACAAGGUGGCCUACAACUUCGACUACUUCGUGAACGUCUCGCAGUAUGAGGACCUCCUGGACCUGGUGACGAUGCACCUCCUGAUGGUGGACAUGGUGGUGAUUGCAGGGAGAUUGUCAUCAAGAUCGCGGAGCUCUUACCGUGGUGCAGGUGAACCCGAAGCUCAUGAAGCUGUGCGAUCGGCAGCGAUGGCCGAACCUCUGGAGCCUACGAGCGAAGUGGAGGCACUGGUUGAAGGUGAAGGAGAAGGAGAAGAAGAGGACGCACAGAUGGAAGAAGACCAACCUGUGGAACCUGGACCUGCUCACCCUGAAUACCAUGCACCUCCUCCUCUUGGAGUUCCCCUUCAGCAAGAUGCCAUGGUUGGAAAGUUAAGUGACUAUGACAAGUACGACAACGAAGAGCCUGAGCAGGUGAAACAGGCCAUCGUCGUCUCAACAACCGUGGCCGAGAUCCCCAACAGCAGUUCUCCUGUAGGACGCAGAGGUGGCAGUGGAAUGAUUCUGAUGGUGUCACAUCAUGGACUCGGUCAUGGAGAACAACGUGGUGACACGAGACUGCAGGAUUUGGCUCGAAGACUCUCUGACGACUUGAAGAGCCGGAUCAAUGGCUCAAUCCCGAGUAGCAGCCUCCGAUGCCGAUCCUCGACACCUGGGACAAGGCACUCCAACAACAACUGGGACAGCUUCAACCGCGGCACCAACACCGGCAUCUCCUACACCGGCGCCGACGACACGGACAAGGACAACAAGGCCAAGGCAAAGGCAGCUCCGACAUCCUACGUUGGAGGAGAUCGAGCAGAACAUGGAGCAGCCUUGGAUGAUGGCCGUGGAAGUGGUGGACAACUGAGUGGCCUUUGGGCCUCACUGAAGAGUUUGCGAGAAAGGCUGAAGAGCCCCUGUGGGGCGACGGGUCCGGCCUUGGACCCAAAUAGCCUUGAAACCUUUGAAGAUGGGACUGUGAAUUCAACAACUUCCAAAUUGACAUCUAACCUGCAACCGCACCACUACGUGCACUAUGCAACCACGCGACAGUACGAAAGAGGACAUUUUGUCCGUCAAGAACUACCUACACAGGUUCGGAGAAGUGUGCCAAAGACUGGGCAGAAGGGAAGGUCUGACAAGGACCCUGAGGGAAGGUCUGACAAGGACCCUGAGGACAUUCGAGAUGAAGUUCGAGAAGGGAUGAAGAACCUGGAGAAGAUGAUUCAAAUCUCUACCAGCUCAAGAUCUUCCUCCCGCUGA
Messenger RNA from Cladocopium goreaui, 2847 nucleotides. NCBI's taxonomy places the organism in Eukaryota, Dinophyceae, Suessiales, Symbiodiniaceae. The record is from the annotation of a GenBank genome assembly.